Akanthomyces muscarius is the source of this 297-nucleotide messenger RNA. RefSeq lists its product as uncharacterized. NCBI's taxonomy places the organism in Eukaryota, Fungi, Ascomycota, Sordariomycetes, Hypocreales, Cordycipitaceae. Bases 1 to 297 code for a protein of 98 amino acids. The record is from RefSeq and is a predicted model, not a curated record. The transcript is spliced from 2 exons.
AUGUUGGCGGCAUCCCUCUGUAUUGACGCUACUUGCUUGCUAGAUUGCUCUGCUAGCACCGCGAAUAGUCUAGCCCUUGAUCAGCACGUCUCUCCACGCCGUUGGCCUCGUCCCCAUUAUUGGCGCAGCUCGGCCGCCCCCUGUCCAGACUCGAUGCCUCGUCCCAUGGUUGACGUCAACCAAGAGCGAGGAUGCGACACUGUUGCCGUCCACCUUUUUGUUACUAUCCCGUCGUUGUACCUGUUAGCAAGCUCGCAUCAUCGAAAACCAUUUUAUCAAAGCCACAGCGUACUCUAA